GACUGGAGCAGGCAUGCGGACAUUUGCAAGGCUUUCCAGCUCGGCAAAUUCGAAGCCGGGGCAGUGGCGAACCUCAUGAGCAAUGUGUCGGAGCCAGUUCGGGCUAUGGUGACCUCUGACGUGAGAAAGAGGGGAAUGAGAACUCUGAUAUUGCAUGAGGCCAUCGCCAAAGACGUGCUGAACCGUGGCUUCACAUCAGGCCGAGACAGAUUGGUGACUUUGUUUUGGCAUCGCCUCAUCAACGACCACGACAAGACCCCUCGGGAGCUGCGGAAGCCCAGCAGCUACCGGGACUGUCUGGCCUUGCAUAGCAUCUGCGGCGGCUUCACCCAUUUCCUGGCCCAGCUGGAGAAGGCCAUCCCGGAGGCGGACUUCAAGAAGGAAGAUGCCUCCCUGAAGCAGCUCUUCAUGAGCGGCGUCCUCGACCCGGAGAUCCAAGGUGCCUUGGAGAAUGCCGUGCCACCGGGCGACCUGAAGUCCAUCGGGCAUCUGAGGACGAUUUGCAACGACGUGCAGCAUCGGUGUGCUGUGGAGGUCGAUGCUCGGAACGAAGAGCUGGCUCGAAAGCUGUCCGAGGCGACAUUUGCUCAGCUGAAAGCUCAAAUCGAGACUGAUUUGGAGACUCUCAAGCAGCGGGUGCCGGACUCGAACACAAUGGCCAUGCAAGCGGCCAUGGAUGUCAAGUACAUCAAGGAUCGACAACAGACUGGCAACGACUGGGUGGCAAAGUGGCUAUCUGAGAACUGCCGGGUGAUUUUUCCCACCGAGGAUCAAUUGGGCCGCUCCGUGGCACAGUUCUCCCAGCUGGUCUUGUGCACCCUCGAUUGCACGGUGUACCCGAGCAAUGCAAAGAUGCUGCAGACCCUCAUGGACAUGUUGUGCACUGUGCUCAACAUGUCACCCGACAACAUGUGUCAUCUUCAGUGCCCCCAACACCAGGCCCAGACCAGCGUGAAUGCAGCCCUGAAACACCGUCGUGCCCUGGAAGACGGACUCAUCAAUCGUUCAUUGGAUUUGAGUCGGGGUGUCACCCUGCUGUUCCAGAAAGAUGCGACUGGACGUGCCUCAGACAAAAGGCCCGGAACACAGAGCUGUUAUGCUGUCUUCUCUCAGCAUUGCCGAGCAGCCUGGCUUCUUGGGCACGAUGCCAUGAUCGUGUCUGGCGUGCAGCUUUUUUUUGUGACCUUCUUGGGAAGCAAGAACUGUCAGGUUUCCCAGAGUGCCUGGCAGAAGUCAGAGCCGUUGAACAACCAGACCAUCGGCGACCUGGCUUUGGUCAAGGUUUCGGAAAUGAAAGGGUACGACUCUGAGAACCGUCCAUCUGCGGCGGCGAGGGUGGAACAGCAGCUCGAUUGCAUCAGUGG
This is a messenger RNA of Symbiodinium necroappetens, 1364 nucleotides long. The record is from the annotation of a GenBank genome assembly. Lineage: Eukaryota; Dinophyceae; Suessiales; Symbiodiniaceae.